AUAAAUCCAGGCACGCUACCGAGACCCAACAGUUGGUGAAGUCGAUGGAACGCAAGAAGGCGCUGCGGCAGGCGCUCGCCAACUUCACCAUAACCGCGCUGUCGCAGCAGAUGAUGACCGACGUGAUGUUGCUGCGGUCGAGACCCGAGCACACCCGGGGGAAACUGGAGCCAGGUGAAGCGAAGCCGGGUGACAAGUUCGACUUCUGUUGCGACAUUUGCAGCGCCGGGUUCAAGUUUCGCAAGAGUCUGUCUAGACACAUGGUGCUGAAACAUAGAUACAUGUACACUUGCAAGUUGUGCAAGGAGGUGUUCACGACACGAGCACAAGCGAUCGAACAUAGCGACGAGGUUCACGCGAAGAAACAUCCAUGCGAGGAGUGUGGGAAGACAUUCAAGACCGCAAAAAAGUUAGAAGAGCACGCCAAGGCCAAGCACGUUAAAUAUAUCCCUUGCAACAUUUGCGGGUACGCAGCUAGGUCGGAGAAGAUAUACUACAUUCACCAGCUACGUGAACACGAAUAUAUCAGCAUAAACGACCCAUUAUUAGGCGACCCUAACCACAAAUGCAGCGAGUGUAACGUGCAGUUCACAGACCAACGCAGUCUAGAGCGUCACCUCGUCAACAUGAACCACGCCGGCGCUGACAUGGUCCCGUUCGCGUGCAUACCCUGCAAGAAACUGUACGAGAAUGAGGAAGAACUAGAGACGCAUUUCAUCAUAUGCAGAGACGCGAGGAAGUACCCGCGCAAGUGCUGCUACUGUUCAGAGAUGCUCCACAACGUGAUGCAUUACAAAACGCACUACAUGCAGGCGCACCCCACGCUGCAGUAUCGCUAUCUCACUCAGAACAGCAUCUGCUAUGUUUGCGGGAAAUCGAUUUUCAAGCCCCUCCUCGAGGCGCACCUCCGCACGCACUUGGGCGCCGGGCUGCAGUGCCGGCUAUGUGCAUCAACGCACUCGACGCCGGCGCAGCACCUCGCGCACGUGCUCGCGCAGCACGCGCGCCGCCCCUUCCGAUGCGCGCUCUGCACGCGCAGGUUCAAGUACCGGAGCGAUUGCAAGGACCACAUACUCAAGGUACACGCUCCAACGAAACUAUUCAAAUGCGAAUUCUGCGGCGUCGAAUUCUCCUAUUGGAAAAACUUGAAAGAGCACUCCGAGACCGUGCACAAUUUGGUCAUCCCCCCCAUCAAGACCAGAGUCGCCAAAUCCAAAGACAAAAUGUUCUUAUACGCUCACAUGAAGAUCAUAAUCAACGAGUUAGAAAGGGACAUAGUAGAGAAAGUCCAAAUCGAAGUAAUGGACUAUUUGGAGCAAAAAUCUAAACCUGUAGAAUACGAGAAUUAUUUCAUCUUCAGUCCGGACGCAGAAGAAUCUUUGUGCAAGAAGAAGAGGAAACGGGACAGAAGGAAAAAGGAGACAGAAUUGGAGUCUGCGGUCGCUCAGAUUAGCUAUCCCGAGAAUAGAAUCAGAAUUGAGAAGAUUGAAGUUAUAAAACCAGGCGUGGAGAAGAUUCAAGCUAUAAAACCAGCCGUGGAGAAGAUUGAAGUUGAUGAACCGAAUGUUGGUGAAAAUGUAGCGAGUGUUAAAGAGGAAGAAGAUACAGUGGAGAUGGAAAUAGAUGAUUCAGCGCCUCUAGAGGUUAUUGAGAAUGAGGGGCAUCAGUUUGUGAUGAUAAACGGGGAGAUGUAUAGGAUUGCGUGCGAGGAUGAAGAGUGA
This is a messenger RNA of Cydia amplana, 1721 nucleotides long. Its product is annotated as zinc finger protein 555-like. Bases 45 to 1721 code for a protein of 558 amino acids. The transcript is spliced from 9 exons. NCBI's taxonomy places the organism in Eukaryota, Metazoa, Arthropoda, Insecta, Lepidoptera, Tortricidae. The record is from RefSeq and is a predicted model, not a curated record. Gene Ontology annotation, biological process: regulation of transcription by RNA polymerase II. Gene Ontology annotation, molecular function: chromatin insulator sequence binding. Gene Ontology annotation, cellular component: chromosome.